Telopea speciosissima is the source of this 1430-nucleotide messenger RNA. Its product is annotated as omega-amidase, chloroplastic-like. Gene Ontology annotation, molecular function: omega-amidase activity. The coding region runs from base 26 to 1195 and encodes 389 amino acids. Gene Ontology annotation, cellular component: mitochondrion. The record is from RefSeq and is a predicted model, not a curated record. Gene Ontology annotation, biological process: oxaloacetate metabolic process; L-glutamine metabolic process. NCBI's taxonomy places the organism in Eukaryota, Viridiplantae, Streptophyta, Magnoliopsida, Proteales, Proteaceae. The transcript is spliced from 10 exons.
CAUAAUCGGAGUGGCCCACUCAGUGAUGCCAAUAUGCCAUGGCCGAAAAAUGAAAGUCGGAUUCGCCUUCUUGAGUUGCACCUUCCAAUCUGGGAGUCUCAAUCCCUUCCACUGCAACUUCCUUUCCCCCUCCACAAAUCCUUCCCUUUCCCUCCCUUCCACACUCCGUUCGACCACUUUCUUUGGUAAUCCUCCUGCGUUGAGGACCAGAAGCAACUUUAACAACUGUAAUACGAAGCAAAUCCACGCGGCCUCUGCGGUAAUGGCUUCUGCUUACAAGCCUGAGCAGGCUAGGGUUCCUCCUGCGGUUCCAUUGUCUACCCCUCCUGUAACCAAGUUCAAGAUUGCUCUUUGCCAGUUGUUUGUGACUGCGGACAAGGAAAGGAACAUUGUUCAUGCUCGCAAAGCAAUUGAGGAGGCUGCUGGAAAGGGUGCUCAGCUUGUUCUUUUGCCUGAAAUAUGGAACAGUCCAUACUCAAAUGAUAGCUUUCCAGUAUAUGCUGAAGAUAUUGACGCUGGAGGGGAUGCAUCUCCUUCAACUGCAAUGUUGUCUGAAUCUGCUCGGACUCUCAAGAUCACCAUAGUUGGUGGCUCAAUACCAGAACGUUGUGGUGAUAAGCUGUACAAUACCUGCUGUGUAUUUGGUGCAGAUGGGAAACUGAAGGCCAAACAUAGAAAGAUACAUCUUUUUGACAUUGAUAUUCCGGGGAAGAUUACAUUUAUGGAAUCAAAGACUCUCACAGCUGGGGAGACCCCUACUGUUGUGGACACAGAUGUUGGGCGUAUUGCCAUAGGUAUCUGUUACGAUAUUCGGUUCCAGGAGCUAGCUAUGCUGUAUGCAGCAAGAGGUGCUAACUUGCUCUGCUAUCCUGGGGCCUUUAACAUGACCACUGGUCCCUUGCAUUGGGAGUUGUUACAGAGGGCAAGGGCUAUGGAUAAUCAGUUAUAUGUGGCAACCUGUUCACCUGCUCGAGACGCUGUUGCUGGUUAUGUUGCAUGGGGUCAUUCUACCCUUGUUGGACCUUUUGGGGAAGUACUUGCUACUACUGAGCAUGAUGAGGCAAUUGUCGUUGCAGAGAUAGAUUAUUCGCUAAUUGAGACCAGAAGAACAAGCCUUCCACUAGAAAAGCAGAAACGAGGGGAUCUGUACCAAUUAGUAGAUGUUCAAAGGCUGAAUUCACAAUCAACCAAGUAAGCAUGGGAAGGAUUGUGCAAAGGCAAAAGGCAUUGGCUUGGCUUGUGGAGAUGUAACAAUCUGGAAAUAAUGAGGAUGCUGUUAAAAGCAUUUGACGUUUUGUUUGUUGGGCCAUUUCAAAUAACCACCCCAUUAUAGAACAACAGUUUGCAGGAAUCACGGCCCAACAUAUGUAUGGACUCCAUUAAAUUGUUGAAACUUCACACUUUAUUACAUAUUAUAACCAUUGGCUACA